Molecule: messenger RNA, 549 nt
Organism: Mytilus trossulus (common blue mussel)
Lineage: Eukaryota; Metazoa; Mollusca; Bivalvia; Mytilida; Mytilidae
Product: putative ankyrin repeat protein RBE_0220
Exons: 1
Coding region: 1-549 (182 amino acids)
Molecular function (GO): protein binding
Source: RefSeq, a predicted model, not a curated record
AUGUUGUUAAAAAGAGGAGCAGACUAUAAUAAAUGUAAUGCAUUUGGUCACCCACUUAUAAUGUAUGCCUGUAUAUAUGGUCACAUAGAAAUAGUGAAGAUAUUAUUAGACACAAAAACAAACUAUAAUAAACGUGACACGAAUGGUGCGUCAUCUCUAAUGAUGGCUUGUGAACAUGGUCAUACCGAAAUAGUCAAGAUGCUGUUAGACAAAGGAGCUGAUUAUAACAAUUGGGGUGGAAAUGACAAGUCACCUGUAAUGUAUGCUUGUCAACAUGGUCAUACCGAAAUAGUCAAGAUAUUGUUAGACAAAGGAGCAGACUAUAGUAAAUGUAACUUGAAUGGUUGGUCAUCUGUGAUGAUGGCUUGUGGACUUGGUCAUACGGAAAUAGUAAAGAUAUUGUUAGACAGAGGAGCAGACUGUAAUAUAUUAGACAGGAAUGAUGAGUCAUCCCUAACAAAGGCUUGUAAACAUGGUCAUACAGAAAUAGUCAAGAUAUUGUUAGACAAAGGUGCAGACUAUAGUAAAUGUGACAUGUGUGGUAGGUAA